Messenger RNA from Cryphonectria parasitica EP155, 1185 nucleotides. RefSeq lists its product as uncharacterized. NCBI's taxonomy places the organism in Eukaryota, Fungi, Ascomycota, Sordariomycetes, Diaporthales, Cryphonectriaceae. The transcript has a single exon. Bases 1 to 1110 code for a protein of 369 amino acids. The record is from RefSeq and is a predicted model, not a curated record.
AUGGCGACCUCCUCCUCACAAGAAUCAACAGCCUCCGAGUGCUCUGCUACGGAAACCAAAGAGGAAUGCCAAAUCAACAUAUCCACGCCGGCCGUUGUGGCCUGGCGAGGGGAGCACACGAGGCUCAAUCUGCAUCUUCAAUAUGAUUCGUGUACGAGAACGGCCUUUUUCAAGUUCAGGGACAGCCUGGUGCUCAAGUCACGGCCAUCAAGCAAGACGUAUCUGUACCUGUUCCUCCCGCCAGAACGGAUCCAGACCUUGGCUCUCGACGAGUCGCCCAACCCUGAUUCUAUACCUCCGACCACAGCCCAAUCCCUUGGCACAGCAUUCUCAUGCCUGCGGUUCAUACUGCGUUCACCGGCCGAUCUCAUUGGGCUCAGGGACGUGGCCUUAACGCCCAAGAACAAAGUGGAAGGCCAGGUCUUGGAUCGGUUAAGGGCACUCGCCCGAGCUACUGCGCUCGAUGUCUUCAUACCACAUCAGCUGGCCUCAAAGGAGCAUCUACUAUCCGUUUGUAAUGGCAUUCGUGAUGGCUUGACCUCCCGUCCUGGGCAGGCCGACCUUGCCUGUAUGUAUGAAGGCAGAGGUGGGAUGAAAAUUGCUGUUGGCAGCUCGGAAACGGCGCUCGCCCAGGACGGCCAUCCUCUUCAGCCAAGUGGCGAAGCCCCGCCGUCAUACAGCGAGACCGGCCCAAGUUCUCCAUUGGCAGCCGCCGCGGCAGCCACAAAUCUCUCGGGACCAGCGCCUAAGAAACGGCGGCUUGACACCUCGGAGCCUGACGAGAUGCGGGCGGACCUAGUAGCUAUCAUAGAAGCCACGUGCCGGAAGAUGGUGCGCGAGGAGGUGAAACAAGAAAUGCAUGCCCUGGAGAAGCGCCUGACGGACAAGAUGGAGCUGCUGGCCGAGGAGUAUGCCGAGAGGCAGGGCGACCGCCUGGCAGAAGACCUCGCAGGCUCGACCCAAGCCAUAGACGAAAAAGUGGAGGAUGAAUUUUAUGGUCUCAGGAUGAGACUGGAGGAUUUUAUCAAGGAGGAGAUGGCGGAGGCGGAGGAGAGGAUGGUUGAGCAUCUGCAGAGUACGGCAAGGGUGCAUCUGGACUUUGGGCCAUGAGAAUAGAUUUUUAAAUUUUUCUAUUUUUGUCAAGAGAUAGAGGUAAAUAUUGGACAAUGGAGUCAUCCUCCUCCU